Molecule: messenger RNA, 988 nt
Organism: Phytomonas sp. Hart1
Lineage: Eukaryota; Euglenozoa; Kinetoplastea; Trypanosomatida; Trypanosomatidae
Source: the annotation of a GenBank genome assembly
AUGGAGAUCGCGGAAGGUCGACCCCGACGCGCGAAUGCAGGGAAUUUACUUCGCGAACUGCUUGAAAAGGGCCUGGAUUCGGGGGAAGAAAAACUUCUUCAGGAUUACGACGACGCAACGACGGAUAGCAGCUUUACUUCCCCCAGCGAUGGGGAAUCCGAGGACGAGGUUGACAGCGAUUUCUCCGACGAGGAGGAGGAGGGCACUCUCAAAGGCGAACUCGUUGAGACCGAGGCCACUGCUCGACGGGACGAGCGAAAGGAGCGGAAGGAGGAAAAACAACGGCAAAUUCGGCGUUUAGAGCGAUUUCAAUCCCUUCCAUCGAAACCUCGGGGGAAAUCACAGGACUGGCGCCCCACCCCACACGCCAAACAAACAACCGCCCCAACCGAAAACGCCGUCCACCAACUCGGCGAGGAGGGCGAGGACGAGACGACGGAUCUCCGUCGGGCGGUGCGGCAUCGCGCGCGGUCGACUAUCCCGUUGGCGACCCGCCUCGCGCAGGCCCACGCACGCGCACGGGAGGUCCGCCGGCAGGAGCAGCUUCUCGCGAACUCCCCAAACGAUCAAACGAGCCCAACGCCGUCCCCGGGAAGUCCCCAAAACCUAUUUCCAUCGGCUAAUUUAAAAAAAAGGGGGGAGUGGGGUCUGGUCGGAAAGGGGCCCAUGCAAGAAGUCGUUUGGCCUUCGCAGACGCUAGCUCAACCAUCACAGCUUCUUCUGCGCCGCAUGAUCGUCGGACGUGGUUGUAUGCGGGGCAGGUUCCUCAACGAGUAGGGUAUCAUAGCAGUAAAGCCAUGAUAGAGCGUUUCAAAGUUCCGGUGGUAAUCUCGUUUGGCAAACAACUUCCACCUGUAUUCCAGAAAUAAGGACAUCUCGCACGCGAUAAAAUUCACAAAAAAAAACAUGAGGGUGAAGGUUUCUCUUCCUUACGUGUGUGUUUUGUUUUUUCUUGUUUCUAUCCCAAAUGUUUGGGUUAUAUUUAAUU